This is a messenger RNA of Colletotrichum karsti, 2835 nucleotides long. RefSeq lists its product as uncharacterized. The coding region runs from base 1 to 2835 and encodes 944 amino acids. The transcript is spliced from 6 exons. The record is from RefSeq and is a predicted model, not a curated record. Gene Ontology annotation, molecular function: NADP binding; N,N-dimethylaniline monooxygenase activity; flavin adenine dinucleotide binding. NCBI's taxonomy places the organism in Eukaryota, Fungi, Ascomycota, Sordariomycetes, Glomerellales, Glomerellaceae.
AUGGCUUUCUCACGGGAAGGGUUCACUGUGGACGUCAUCGCGAGAUGGAUGAAGAAAUCAGUUCUCAACCCAUUUUUGUCCAUUCCAUUUGCAGCUUACUUGGCGCUUGCAUCAUCGAAAAGCUUCGGAUCUGCCGGUCUCCCUGGGCUGAGAGCCGACAGCAUUCAACGCCUUGUCUACCUCACAGCACUCGCAGGGUUUGUCCUUUCAACAACCGAGUAUCUCAACAAAUGGUCUGCCAACAACUGGACAACAGACAACACAUGGGAUUGGGAUAAGGAAAUCAUCGUUGUAACUGGAGGAAGCGGCGGUAUCGGCGCCAGCAUCAUCAAGCACAUCUUGGCCCGCAACCCAAACGCCACCAUCGUUGUCGUCGACCUCGCGCCGUUGUCGUGGGAACCUCCGCGCGGUUCCAGGGUUCACUACUUCAAGUGCGAUCUUACCGACACCGCGGCUCUGAAAACCUUAUGCACACUCAUCCGGACCCAGGUGGGAGACCCGACGGUUCUCAUCAACAAUGCAGGAAUCGCCCGCGGAGUAACCAUCAUGGAGGGCUCGUACGCAGAUGUUGAGCUCACCAUCAAGACCAACCUCAUCGCACCGUUCCUGUUGACAAAGGAAUUUCUUCCUUACAUGGUUCGCCGCAACCAUGGUCACAUCGUCAGCAUCGGAUCAAUGAGCUCUGUCGUGCCUCCGGUCAGAAUUGCGGACUACUCCGCGACCAAGGCUGGGCUCACGGCUAUGCAUGAGUCCCUCCAGCUGGAAUUGAAGUACAUUCACAAGGCCCUCAAAGUGCGUCAGACACUGGGAAUCUUCGGCUUCAUCCGAACGCCGCUAGUCCAGUUCAACCCUGGUCAACCUCACUUCGUUAUGCCUCUACUCCAUGUAGACACUGUUGGUGAGGCAAUCGUGGACGGCCUUUACAGCGGAUGCGGAGGGACGAUCUACCUACCUCGUAUCAUGUCUCUGGUCACCGCCUUGAGAGCCGGGCCAGAAUGGAUUUGGCGCCUUGCUCGGGAGACUACUGCCAGCGCGAAGGACAUACCCUUCACACCGCGUCAGAAGAUCGAUGAGAAAACUGGUCUUUUCGACUUGGGAGAGGCUAAUAAGGUAGAGGUCAACGGUGUAAACGGGGGAGGAUUCUACAGCCAGUUUGCCUGCGUCGGCACUGGAUUCUCUGGAAUCGGACUCGGGGCGACGUUGAGAAGAUGGUAUAAUAUUGGCGACAUCCGCUUCUUCGAAAGGAACGAUGACCUUGGCGGAACCUGGCUCGUGAAUCAGUACCCAGGUUGUGCAUGCGAUAUUCCAAGCGCGCUGUACAGCUUCUCGUUUGAGUCGAAUCCGGACUGGAGUCGCGUUAUGCCACCACACGAUGAACUAUGGCGAUAUCUCGACCGCGUUGCAAGGAAAUACUCACUGAGAGAUAAGAUGACCUUCGGAGUCAACGUCCAACAAUGCGAGUGGUCGGAAGCUCGUCAGCGCUGGCUAUUGACCAUACGACGGUCUAAGGACAACAGUGUUUUCACUCAUGAGUGUCAAUUCCUUUUCACAGCGACUGGUCAGUUAAUGCAGCCAAGACCUCUUGAUAUUCCAGGAUCGGAGAGGUUCAAGGGCUACAUCACCCACUCAUCGCGUUGGGACAAGAACGUUGAUAUCACUGGGAAGAGGGUCGUGGUGUUUGGCAACGGCUGCACAGCUUCACAGAUUGUGCCGGCGAUCGUAGGCAGUGCCAAACGCGUCGUCCAGGUCAUCAAGACGAAGCACUGGGUCUUACCGUCGGUUGACUCAGCAAACACGAAUUUCAUGAAGACUGUAUUCCGCAAGAUACCGGGAACCAUGAAGAUCCAACGCUUUCUAAUUUUCGCAUUCGCGGAAGACAAUUUGCGUGGAUUUUACAUGACGGAGUCAGGGACACGGUAUCGCAAGCGGGCUCAGGCGCAGGCGGAAAGAUACAUGAGAGAGACAGCGCCGGCGAAAUAUCACGACAAACUCAUCCCGGACUUCGAGUUGGGUUGCAAGCGUCGCAUCUUUGACUCUGGGUACUUGAAGAGCUUGCAUUCGGAAAACUUUGACUUGGUGGAUGAUCCAGUGCUCGAGAUCGUCUCACAAGGAAUCCGAACCAAGGACGGCGUCAUCGAAGCUGGCAUAAUUGUGGUUGCGAAUGGCUUCGUGACGAAUAACGCCGUUGGUGGUUUGAAGGUUAUCGGUCGUAGUGGGAACACGAUCGAUCAGCACUGGGAGUCUAUGGGCGGACCGGAAGCAUACAACUGUACCGUUCUGUCCGAUUUUCCAAACUUCUUCUGUCUUCUCGGCCCCAACUCUCUCACUGGCCACAAUUCUGCGAUCAUUGCUGCCGAGAACUGCAUCAACUACUCUCUACGCAUUAUCAGGCCAUUGCUAGAAGGCAAAGGCACGAUUGUCGAGGUCAAGCGAGAUUCUGAACAGGAAUAUGUGAACCAGAUGCAGAAAGAUAUGCAGAAUACGGUCUGGUUCACAGGAUGCAAUAGUUGGUACUUGAGGGGCUCAAAGGAAGGGAGGAAGUGGAACGGGUCGACUUAUCCUUACUCUCAAGUAUACUUGUGGUACAGGUGCUUGUUUCCCAAGUUCGAUGACUUGGAGAUACGCGGACCGUCUCAUCCCAGUCAGGUGAGGCGAAGAACUUGGCGGAAACCGGCAUUGUUGGCGGUGAUGGGAUACAUUAUGUCCAUUGUUUUGGGCGUCAAUCGGAACCCCGUUACGAAUAAUCGCUAUUGGCUGCAACUUCGAGUAAUUGUGCAGUUGCUACGGGCCAUGCUUAUCAUGAAGUUGCGCAAGCUUAUCGGGGGAAAAGAGUAG